Molecule: messenger RNA, 2215 nt
Organism: Lontra canadensis (Northern American river otter)
Lineage: Eukaryota; Metazoa; Chordata; Mammalia; Carnivora; Mustelidae
Gene: CCDC112
Product: coiled-coil domain containing 112
Exons: 10
Coding region: 113-1702 (529 amino acids)
Source: RefSeq, a predicted model, not a curated record
GUCCCGCAGAGACCCACGGUGUCGGGAACGGUCUGCAGGACCAGGAGCUCCCGCGGCCGGAACCCUCUGGCCCCGGGUGGCCGCUGCGGCCCGAGCGGCUGGGCGAGGAAAGAUGGCCGCCCUGACGACGGUCGUGGUGGCGGCGGCGGCCACCGCGGUAGCCGGGGCUGUGGCGGGGGCGGGCGCGGCCACCGGGAGCGGAGUGGGAGCAGCGCAGGUGCCGCAACAGAACGACAGCUGUUUCAGUACUUCGGGUGGGAUUCGUCCUUUUCAGCUUCAAAACUGGAAGCAGAAAGUUAGUCGGACGAAGAAAGCAGAGUUCAUGCGCACAGCAGAAAAAUUAAAAAAUCAAGUGAUUAACAUAGAAAAAGAUAAACAUAGUCAUUUCUACAACCAAAAAAGUGACUUCAGAAGUGAGCACGGUAUGCUGGAAGAACUGGAAAAUAAAUUGAUCAACAGCAGGAAAACAGAAAGAGCAAAACUCCAGCAGCAAUUGGCCAAAAUACACAACAAUGUAAAGAAGCUUCAACACCAGUUAAAAGAUGUGAAGCCUACCCCUGAUGUUGUUGAAAAGCUCAGAGAAAUGAUGGAAGAAAUUGAAAAUGCGAUUAACACUUUUAAGGAAGAACAGAGGUUGAUAUAUGAAGAGCUUCUGAAAGAAGAGAAAACCACUGGUAAUGAGUUGAGCGCCAUAUCCAGAAAAAUCGACAUGUGGGCUUUGGGGAACUCAGGAGCUGAGGCGGCCUUCAGAGCCACGCCAGGCAAGCUUCCUGUAGACAGAGAAAUGCCAAGCACUCUUCCAGAAGAAGUGGUAGAUUUUGAAAAAUUCCUUCAGCAAACAGGCGGGCGACAGGGGGGCUGGGAUGACUAUGACCACCAGAACUUUGUGAAGGUGAGAAACAAACAUAAAGGGAAGCCAGCGUUCAUGGGAGAAGUUCUAGAAAACCUUCCUGGAAGAACGCAGGAGGAAGUUCAGCAGCACGAGAAAUGGUAUCAAAAAUUUCUGGCCCUGGAAGAAAGAAAAAAAGAGUCUAUUCAGAACUGGAAAACCAAAAAGCAGCAAAAGAAGGAGGAAAUUCUCAAGUUAAAGGAAAAGGCAGAGAACAUAUCUCUGCUCUUCCACAGUAAAAACGAAGAUAAUCAAAAGCGAAAAGAAGAGCAAAGAAAGAAGCAGAAGCUGGCCGUGGAAGCGUGGAAGAAGCAGAAGAGUCUAGAAAGGUCCAUGAGACGUGCCUCCGAGGUGAGAGAAGAGGAGGAGAAAGAGAAGAAGCAGCAGAAAGCGCGGCAACGCCAGUUUAAACUAAAAUUACUCCUGGAGAGUUACGCCCAGCAGAAGAAAGAGCAGGAAGAAUUUCUGAGGCUUGAGAAGGAGAUGAAGGAAAAGGCAGAAAAGGCAGAAAAGAGGAAAACGGCUGCUGAGGAGAUCUCCAGGUUUCAAGAGCGAGAUUUACAUAAACUUGAAUUGAAAAUUCUAGAUCGACAGUUAAAGGAAGAUGAAAAGGCAGAAAAACAAAGAAAACUGGCAAAAUUAAAAGAAAAGGUUGAAAACAACGUUGGUAGGGAUCCCUCUAGGCUUUACAGACCUACCAAAGGUUGGGAGGAACGGACUAAGAAGACGGGACCCACAGGCUCCGGGCCACUUCUGCAUAUCCCACACAGGGCUAUUCCGACCUGGAGACAAGGACUUGAGAAAAGAAUAUGAGAUAAUGAAGUUGGUAUUCAGUUGAUGAAAGUGUCAGCAUGUUCAUACCAGGAGAGAGUCAGUGCCCAUGUUCUUUAAGUAGUACUAGCCCCAGUCAGAUUGGUAACCGUGUUGUUUGUGAACACACAGGUACUGAGUUCCCUGCGGCGCUGUCGGAGCUCGUCUAUACUCAGUGGGUAUUUAAUGUGUAUGUUGGCCUAUUAUUGAUGUAAACGUUAUUUGAAUAAGUGUAUGUUACACACAUGAUUUCAUUUAAGUCCUGAGAACAUUUCAAAGGUAUUUUGUUUUUGUCAUGGCAUAGCAAAAUAAAUUGGGUCAAUCAUAGAGUAUCAAUUUUUUUUUAAACAAAAAUUUUGUAACAUUUAUAACUUGGAGGCAAAUGAGCUCAAGGAACAGAAAUGUAAAGAUUUUCCUUUCUGGGGGGAAAUAAGUCAGUACUUUUCUAAGUUUAACAAAUUGGUAGUUUGUCGGUUGCUACAUUUUUGUGUAAUAAAUAUUUUGUAUUUGUUGGAA